CGAACGCGCAUCAAAUUAGCAUCGAUGAAGUUUGUGCGAACAUGGCGGAUUUCCUGCCGUCCAGGUCCGUGUUAAAAGUUUGUCUACCAGUGUGCCUCCUGAACAGCGGCGAGGUGGAACAACUGAGAAAGUCCAAGGAGAUCGACAGGGACAUUUCCCGGCAGAAAACGUACGUGAAGCGGCUGGUGAAGAUCCUGCUGCUCGGCGCUGGUGAGAGCGGCAAGUCGACUUUCCUCAAACAAAUGCGGAUCAUUCACGGCCAGGACUUCGACCAGCACGCCCGAGAAGAGUUCAGAGCCACCAUUUACAGCAACGUUAUCAAAGGUAUACGUGUGUUGGUGGAUGCCCGGGAGAAGCUGCACAUCCCUUGGGGUUGCCUGGACAACCAAGAGCAUGGAAACAGUUUGAUGGCAUUUGAUACCCGAUCAGCAAAGAUGGCCUCCGGCCACCUGGAGACCUCGGUCUUUCUGCAGUACCUUCCCUCUAUUAAAGCUCUAUGGACGGACUCGGGCAUACAGAACGCUUACGAUCGCCGGAGGGAGUUUCAGCUGGGUGAGUCUGUGAAGUAUUUCUUGGAUAAUCUGGAUAAGCUUGGUGAGCCGAGUUAUCUUCCCAGUCAACAGGACAUCCUCCUGGCCCGCAAGCCCACCAAAGGCAUCCAUGAGUAUGACUUUGAGAUCAAGAAUGUGCCCUUCAAGAUGGUGGAUGUGGGCGGGCAGCGAUCAGAACGAAGGCGCUGGUUUGAGUGUUUUGACUCGGUCACCUCCAUCCUGUUUCUCGUCUCGUCCUCAGAAUAUGACCAGGUGUUGAUGGAGGACAGGCAGACCAACCGGCUGCGGGAAUCGCUCAACAUUUUUGAGACCAUCGUCAACAACCGCGUCUUCGCCAAUGUGUCAAUCAUCCUUUUUCUCAACAAGACAGACCUGCUGGAGGAGAAAGUGAAGACGGUUCCGCUCAAGGACUAUUUUCCUGACUACACCGGGCCCGAGCACAGCCUGCUGGACAUCCAGGCUUUCAUGGUAGAGUGUUUCCGUGCCAAGAGACGAGAGUCCACCCAGAAGCCCCUUUACCAUCACUUCACCACAGCGAUCAACACUGAGAACAUCAGGCUGGUGUUCCGCGAUGUCAAAGACACCAUUCUCCAUGACAACCUCAAACAGCUGAUGCUCCAAUGACCCCUGUCAACCUGUGAAAAUAGAGGACCUGAAUGGGGACAAACCACCCUUUGCUCCUUAAGAGGACUUGGGAAAGACCAGCCUCAGAAGAACCAGAUAGAAUUCAUCACUCUGCUUCAGUCUCUUUUUUUUGUACUUAUUUCUGUUCUACUCUCUUCGUUUGAAGAGUUGGCCUUCUUGUUAGUUCACGGUUUAGUAGAGGCAGGAGUCAGUCGGGUAGACCUGAGGUCUGGCAUCUGCUGCCUCGUCGUCCCCCCAGAAAGCUUCCGUACUCCAUAAAUUGGGGCUUUUCGACUCGCAGGGUGCCAGUACAUAGCUUAGAAAGCCUGUAAUAUUUAGCACGAACCUAAGUGCUGCCAAGCGUUUUGAGUAUCAAGUGAUUGUUUGAGAUGUGGCUUACAAGUAACAGCUGCCACAGUGAAUUAAUAACUUUGUUUACAAGUUCUAAGAGCUUUUAAUCAGCGUAGUUACUAAUGGUUAAAGUUCACCAAGGUCUUGUCUGAAAAGUAGCAUUUGCUGAUUAAUGUACUCAUCUGUAAUCUACUGUUGAGUUAAAAUCUAAAUUCACACAGCUGUAUUGGGCUGUUCGUGUGAUUUAAUAGGUGUCAUGUUUUAAGGCUCUUGUAGUCCUUACGAGUUCGUGAACGAACUGCUGUGUUCUCAAGAAGUUGCGUUCCCUCAAUGUGACAUUGUUUCUCCUUCCAAACAACCACAACAAUUGGGCAGAUCUCACACCAAUUCUGUCAAAUAUUUAACGGCAAGAUCCAUCAGUACAGCUCAAGAUUUAGUGCGAACUGGCACCUUGUCUUUAGAAAACCACAAUAAAGAACCGCAACAUGUGACGUUUGAGCAUAGACUUACAUCCUCUCUAAGUCCUGCACUUGUACCUGUAUUUUGUUCCCCUUAAUUUUCAAUUAAGGUUAAUCUACAGUUUUUCAAAUUAGUAAAAUGCAAAUCUGUUUUGUGCAUUUUUAGUGAAUUUCUACUUUGUUUCGGGUAGCUCAGAUGGCAAAUUAUAUCGACCUGUGCAAUUACGUGCACAUGCGACCACAUUGGCAUAACAGGCAGGUGUGCAACAAGUGAACAUGCAGUCUGCUGUUUUCUCAGGGUUGAAUCGGAACCAGCGUUAAUGACGACGGCGUUGGUGGUAACUGAGGAGCUGAGUGCUUUUCUGGGUGACAGAGCAACAGAACUCUGCCAGACUUGAGUAAAGUUAGCUCUGUGGUAAGUGGUACCCUGAUUGUUGCCCCAGGAGCCCCUCCCUCUCUCUCCCCCCUGGGGUUCGACUCCUUUCAAAAGGACAGAAACUCCUCCUUUUCUAUGAUUGAUGAAUGUUUGUUAAUAGAUGUACAGAGAUUUUCUGGAUAUACUUAAUCCACCCAUUGGGGUAAUUUAACCCAUCACAUCUCUGUGCAGAGUUCAAGUGUCUGACAAAAGUUUUGAGGUUUUCCGUUUAAAAUAAUGAAAAUAAAAUGUUUGAAUUUUUUGCCGAAGCAAACUAGUCGGGGGGGGGGGGAAACCCUUUUCACAUCUUCACUCCUUGGCAGACUAAAUGUGGUUGUCCACCAAAUGGCUUGUUCUCUUGGGACUGUUGACAUCAGCAGUCUGUAGUUUUACUCCAAGAAUAAAGCUCAGUUUUGCUUCCAGUUCUGACCUUGUAAAUACUGUAUUCUGUUGCCAUGUAAAUAUUUAGGUUUAUCUCCAUCUGUAAAUGGUUGUAGAAAUUUCAUGUUUCCAAUUCUGAAUGUUUCAAAUAUGUUUCCAAUUCUGAAUGUUUCAAAUCACUGCUUUUCCAAUGAAGAUAAAUUUUACUGUAGAUUUUGUGUGUACUUGUCAUCACCUUCUGAAAUUCCUGUGUCAAGUCUCAUGCCACUCUAAAUCUAUCAAUAAAAUACACUUUUAUAAGGA
Messenger RNA from Thalassophryne amazonica, 3083 nucleotides. Its product is annotated as guanine nucleotide-binding protein subunit alpha-13-like. Gene Ontology annotation, biological process: Rho protein signal transduction; adenylate cyclase-activating G protein-coupled receptor signaling pathway. Gene Ontology annotation, molecular function: guanyl nucleotide binding; D5 dopamine receptor binding; G-protein beta/gamma-subunit complex binding. Lineage: Eukaryota; Metazoa; Chordata; Actinopteri; Batrachoidiformes; Batrachoididae. Bases 42 to 1175 code for a protein of 377 amino acids. Gene Ontology annotation, cellular component: heterotrimeric G-protein complex; brush border membrane. The record is from RefSeq and is a predicted model, not a curated record. The transcript is spliced from 5 exons.